ACAACCAUUCCCUAUCAGUAUCAUCAAAAUCAUCUCUUUUAAUCUCUUCGAGCCUUCAGCCCAUUUCGUGCCAUCUCUUUCUACACUCUUUAUCCUUUACCUUCAUUUACGAAAAAAAGUGUGACGUAGUGAAUUGAUACGUUUGAAUAAGUGCGUCGCGAAGACAUUAUCUAAAGUUCGCGGAAAUUCGCGUAUUGGUCUAUUCGUAACAAGUGAAGAAUUAGUCCGCAACCGAAAAUACAGGAAGUGCAAAAUAGUGGCCAAGGCUGGAAUCGUCAAGUCGUCCCUAAAGUGGACCUCGAGUAUCGAAAGAUGUACUGGACCAAUGAACAAUACAAAUGGACAAGAGAUAAGCAGACGAGAAUCCUGGGGAUUUAAGAUGUCCCGCAGUCACAAGGACAAGUAUGAAAACUCCAACCCACGUCGCACGCACACUAUUAUGUCCACGGAGGAUGCAAACUCUGGGAAGAAAUCUUAUUGGCCGGAGUUGGAGAUAACAGGCAGUAUAAGAAAUCUGAGCCCAAAUUUAUGGCAGUUGACACAUCUGACUGCAUUAUAUUUGAAUGAUAAUAGUCUGCAAAGGAUACCAUCCGAAAUAGGCCGUUUAAUCAACCUACGCGCCUUAGAUCUUAGCAGUAACAAGCUUCGCAGCUUGCCUGCAGAGCUGGGAGACCUCAUCUAUCUCAGGGAGUUAUUGUUGAAUCAAAACUACCUUCGCGUACUACCAUACGAGUUAGGCAAGUUGUUCCAGUUACAAGUGCUUGGACUACAUGGUAAUCCACUCAGCAAGGAGGUGAUGACGCUGUACGGAGAGCCAUCGGGAACGCACAAGCUGUUGUCUUAUAUGCUCGACAAUUUACAAGUCACGGCAAAUCAUCCACCUCAAAGACCGUGGAUUCCUUUGACCAGGCCCAACAGGACAAGGCCCACUUGUAUAUUCACGGUCAUGUGCUACAACGUGCUGUGCGACAAAUACGCAACGCGGCAAAUGUACGGAUACUGUCCGAGCUGGGCGCUCGAUUGGGAGUAUCGAAAAAAGUGCAUCCUCGACGAGAUAAAGCAUUACGCCGCCGACAUCAUCAGCCUUCAGGAGGUCGAGACCGAUCAGUUCUACAAUUUCUUCCUGCCCGAGCUCAAGCACGAGGGCUACGACGGGAUAUUCUCUCCGAAGUCCCGAGCGAAGACGAUGGCGGAAAACGAUCGGAAGUACGUCGACGGAUGCGCCAUUUUUUACAGAACGGCCAAAUUUACGCUAAUAAAGGAACAUUUAGUGGAAUUUAAUCAACUUGCCAUGGCUAAUGCGGAAGGUUCAGACAACAUGUUGAAUAGAGUCAUGCCAAAGGACAAUAUCGGUUUGGCAGCCCUACUUAGGACAAAGGAGGCCGCAUGGGAUAAUGGCCUUCCCUCGGAUCCAGCACAAGUUCAGCAACCUAUCUUAGUUUGCACAGCGCACAUUCACUGGGAUCCUGAGUUCUGCGAUGUCAAACUAAUUCAAACAAUGAUGUUAAGUAACGAAUUGCGUUCCAUUCUAGACCAAGCAGGCCAAUCAUUUAGACCUGGUCACAAACCUGACUCUUCUAAUGUUCAAUUACUGCUCUGCGGUGACUUCAACUCUUUACCUGACUCUGGAGUGAUCGAGUUUCUGACAUCUGGACGGGUGGCAUCAGAUCACCGUGACUUUAAAGAGUUGGCUUAUAAAUCAUGCUUACAAAAGAUCUCUGGCUGCGACAAGCCUAAUGAAUUUACACACUCGUUCAAACUUGCGUCGGCAUACAGCGAAGAUAUCAUGCCCUAUACGAACUAUACAUUUGACUUCAAAGGAAUAAUAGACUACAUUUUCUACUCGAAGCAGAGCAUGGUACCUCUGGGACUUCUAGGCCCCUUGAGUGCUGACUGGUUUAGAGAACACAAAGUGGUUGGCUGUCCUCAUCCCCAUGUACCAUCCGAUCACUUUCCUCUAUUAGUUGAACUGGAAAUGACGCCAACAGUAGGAACCAGCAACGGUUUGAUCUCACGCAGGUAGCAGCCGCUGCGAUCUAGGCCCAAGUAACAAUAAGGAAAAUAAUAAAUAAUAACGAUAAUGAAAGCCCUAUCGCUCCUUCUCUUACAUUCUGGCUCUAGCAAUACCACUCGCCGUCGACUAUUAUUACUCUAUAAUAGCGAAUACUACAAUACUCCACAUUGCCGCACAUUCAAAAAACCGACAGAUACUGAUAAACAAUUCUUAUGACCAGGUGAAGGGAGCCGUGUUGUAAUGCGUUUAGCCCAUGUAUAGUGUAUUGCAUUUUUAAGAAGUAACUUUCCCAUACUAAGGAUAUCGUAAUGUCUAUUAUCAUGGUAAUAUGUAGAUACCUAUUUUCCUACAAAAAAAGAUGAUAAACAAAAAAAGAUGAAGAUGAUAUUCCGAUCAAGCCUCUGUGAUAUUGACAUUAACAAUUGGAACAAUUUCACAUAUUUAUUAACAAAUAUUAGCGUCUACUAGUUGAAGUCCUGACCUCUUCCUAAAUGUCAUUACAACAUUCUCCAAGCCAACUUUUUGAUAUGAAUGCUGCCAUCCACUGAGAAAUUGUAUUUUUAAACAAAACGAAGACAAAAAAAAUAUAAAAACAUACACGCUAUACUGGGCUGUGCGAAGUGAUUGGAGUUGACUUAACAAUUUCAAUGCAAGUACAAAUCUGUUCUUAUUGGCCACGUAUAUUGAUAAUGAUAAUGUUAUAUAAGGAAAUAGGUAAUAUUGUAGCGAGUGUAUUUGUAAGUAUGAUAAUGUAAUGAUGUUCACGUAUCAUAGUGUCGUAAUACUUCAGUUGACAUUCACUCAUUAGCAAUUGUUCAGUUCCAUUUAUUAAUGUAUACCGUAUCGAUUAUCUACUACUUGCUCAUUCAGUUGCGAAAUGGCGACUCUACGUUUCUUAAGUAAUUUUGAACAUUCGCUCGCCAGUUUCAGCUUUGACUACCCUAGCGAAAUUGCAAUCUUUCUUUCUUUUCACAAUCUACUCUUCCUAAUCACACGUGCAAUCAAACGAGCGACUUCUGUCUUAAAAAAAAAAAACUUAAUGAGGAUCCCUGAGAUAGUCGAGAGAGAAAUUUAUAUUUUUUACCUACAGAGCCACGUGCAAUAUUAUUAUAUAAAUUUGGAAUUUCGGAUCAUAGGAAAUCGGAAUGUCAGUGUCUUGGAUUAAGUGAAUGGAAUAAUUGUAAGUGAUCGGCACAAUUUAUUUUGCAAUUCGGAUUAUAAUAUAUUUCAGAUUUCAAUAAUUAAGAGAUACAGCGGUAUUCACUAACUUGUAAUAUUUAAUCCUUGAAGGAAUACGUAUAUCGAAUCACUAAGCUUCAUGAACACUAACGUUCUCCAUUGAUGCUGUUGAUUUUUUUUAACGACGUUCGGCUCAGGUGUAGUGAAAGCCGUACGAAUGAUUUUCUAAUGCGCCGUCGACGGCCUUAAUGGACAACUGAAUAAAGCAAGUAGUAAAAAGGAUGAGGUUUCUUCAUGCCGUAAUUGUAGUAAAUGUUGUAUAAAGUAGGUAAUUGCAUUUUAGUUUUAAUGAACAACUGUAGGGUUGAUAAUUCUGUAUUUAUAUAUUGAAUUUGUCGAAUGUGUUUGAAAUAUUUUUCUUAUGUCAAUGCAUAUUGUAAUGUUUCUCCGACAAGACACACCAAACUGAAACUAGCUUUCUAAAUGAUCUUUGGCCUAAUUUCACGUGACGCGCCGAGUGUCAUUUAUCAAUCACGAAAUUCAAUAUAGUUUUCAAUUGAAACGCUUCCUCGGAUGGCAAUGAAUGCAAACACGACACAUCGAUCGUUCUUGCCAAUUGGCAAGAUCUUUUUUGUUAUCAGUAUAUAUAUAAAUGUCGACGGUCGAUUUCUCAGAGAAAAAUAUCAGUCCCGGUCUAGUCUUUUUUUUUUUCUUUGUAAAAGAAAAAGACUAGAUAUAUACUUUUAUCUUGUCAUCCGUCAUCACUCUUGUAUCCAGUUGAGUCGUAUGAUUUUUUGUUUUUCAAAAAAAAAAAAAAAACUGCCGAUACUUCAUUGAUAUUCGGAACAAUGAAAUUGUUCGUCGCUAAAAUGCCUAUGCUUUUCGUAUACUGUGUGAAUUUCAGUGCGCAUCGACGUAAUAAUUACAAUUUAAUUUACCGUUACCAUUAGGAAACGCGUGACAAUGUGAUUGAAACAAUAUUGCCUUUCGUCCGAACCAUUCCGAACAUUAUUAUAACAUACGUAUUAAUGAACUGGCAUAAGAAGACUUUGCGCUACGCCCAAUGGCAAUCGUGAUCUUUUACGUUGUACGUCCUCGAAAAUAUUUUGUCCUGCGUAUGCGUGCGUUGUCGUAAUAAAUGUAGACAAAUUUUCAAAAGGACCAGGCAGUACCGAUGUCACUGAAAAAAAAUGAUUGGUCAUCUAAGGGCGAAAAAAGAAACUCGAUUUUCAUUGUAAAUCUAACCUAAACCGUAUAGUUGCACGUACACGGGACAAGCGAACGAUAGUUUAAUUUGAAAUAAACGUAGCAACCGCUGCCGUACGUUGACCAGGUGCCAAAUUAGUGCAGCACGCAAAGGCAAGGAAGUAUUUCCGAAAAAGGACAAAUACCCAACAACCGAGAAUAACCACCGAGACUUACGAAGCUUAACGAGAUAUCACGUUACAUUCGAUUACCUUACAAUUAGCAUGUUACGUUAUAAGAAUAUUCCUGUCGAACCUAUUGUUAGUGAUAGAGGGAGGGUGGCUGGGUGGAUGGGGGGAUAAUUAAGUGAUGAUAAACCAAAUGAUUGGCACGGGAGAGCAUAUGGGUAUUAACGAAAAAGUUUCUAUUGCGAAGGAAUGCGUGUACUAUAUUCCAUUGAGGAUAACAGUAAUUAUUAUUCGUUAACGAGUCGACUUUUUUUUUUUUUAAUAUUUAGAUAUACGCAGUUGUUCUCUUAUUUUUUUUUCAAUUUAUAUUGUACAACAAUCGCCACAUUGUGAUUGCGAGGCAAAAAUGCUUAAUGACUUAGGGCUUAGAAAUUUAACACGUGGGAUUCGUCAGGACUAUGUGCCUUCGAUGAAUCAUUAUAUUACUCUAUAAUUUUUAUAAGUAUAUGCACGCAUACAGGGUGUUUCGUUGGACGUGUCAGAUUAAGAAUUUUGAGCUGAUCCCAGCAAAGUCAUAGCCCCAUGCACCCCCAUUAUUUUUUACUCCUACAGUUUGACGGUGGUGGGAGUUUAGUCACAUUUCCCACUUGUUGAACUUAUUUAAAUCUCUUUAAUAGUGGGGAACGAGCGUGGGCUGUCACUUUGCUCGAAAAAAGCCUCUGUAAGUCCAUUCGACUCGUUUUACGGAACGCCCUGUAUAGCGACGAAAGAUCAGUCUACGGACUUGCUCCGGAAUUCAUCAGUGGCUCUGAAUAAGUCUUGCGAUUGUCGCCGUUAGCCGUUAGCCGAGCUGUCGAGCUUCAGGAUUAAUGAUUAAUACGUCUCUCUGUCCCAAGUGGCAAAGUCUGAAGGUACCUUGAUCAUAGCGUCAUACUAUAGAGAAUUUCAAAGUUACGUUACGUCAUUGCUUGCAUUCUGUUUGAAGAUAUUUGAUUUUCCUUCUCUCUUUCUUUUUUUUUUUUGUCAACCUGAAAUACAUUCGGUUACUUGUUACUCGUUAUAUAUCAUUAAGGAGAUAUAUCAUUAAUUAAUGCCGUGACCUUUGUACCCAGAGUCCUUUUCACACUGCCGAAAUUAUAAGCAUAAUAAUGCGAAAAUUCGCAAUCGUUGACUGGAAUGGAAAUGAAAUUUUUUUACGAACGACUUGUCGACGACAAAGAAAAUUUCUGCGAUAUCAUUUUAUUCUGUCAGUGACGCGCGCUCCGUGUACUGCGUUUUAAUGCAGACUUUUUAUUAUUAUUUUUAUUCGAUUGAAAUUACGAAUUUUCGUAUUCGCAUGCUCGUCUAUUAUCUUAGUAUUUACGUUUCGCACGGUCCGACGAAUCGGAGAAGGCAAAAGGUGAUUUCGCAAUUCUGGAGAAAUGUAAAUUUGCACGAUUGGUGGAGGAAACGAAAAUUGGAGCGCUCGUUGGUAUUAGCGUUGAUUACCGAUUGGCAUGAUUUUGAAUUCGCAUAAUCUAAUUGGCACAUUGGCCAAGGGGUCAUUGUGUGAUUUUACUUUACGGUACGUUAGUUAACGUCUUAGGAUAUCCGAACGUCUUCUUGCACUGUGUCGGCUGUCAAUAAAUUCGUUAAUUAAUCAAAUAAAAUAACGAGCCUCGACAGCAACUGCGAUUUCUAGGGAUUAAUCGACUUUUCUUUGCUUUUACAAUUAAUUGUAAUAUAACUGAACGCUGUAUGUUACUUUGGUAAAGCAAAUAUCGUGUAUUGUAUUGUCGUUACAUUACGCUUUCUGGAUAAGUUUGAUGAAUCGUAUCAAUAAUUAGUAUUAAUCAUUGCUUGAUUCGUGAUUCGGUAAAAUCUCAUCUGACAGACCCAUAUGAAAUGGAUGCUGAGGCAAAAUUUCAAAAAAAAAAAAAAAAUUAUUAACCCGCUUUGAGCAAAAAAAAAGACUUGAUUAACGAAAAAAAAAUUGUAUUAAGGAUAAUUUUGACAGACAUUUUUUUUUUAUUAUCACCAACAAAUAAGAGUAAUUGUUCGAAAAAAAACUGCCAAUUACAAUCAGCUUGAAAUUCACGAUAAUAAUAAUACCCGUUACUUGAGCAAUCUUAAGAAUUACUAUCGUCCUCAUAGUCUACAUGGGAAAUCAGCGAGUACUUUGCAAACGGUCUAAAAAAAAAAUAAGUCAUUAACCAACUAUACGACCCUGAUAAUUCAUAUAUCCAAAUACGCUAAUAACUUCGAAUACACAACCAGCGAUCCAUUUCUGAUAACGUUAAACUCCAACCCGAAGCAAACUACACUUUUCAUCGUCAUAUUCACCCCUUUCUCCCAAAUCACGACUAUGAUGACGGUUUAUAUAAAUUAAAAAAAAAAAAAAAAAGAAAAAUUAUACUAACACACGUGACCUCGUUCAUCG
This is a messenger RNA of Cephus cinctus (wheat stem sawfly), 6985 nucleotides long. RefSeq names its product CCR4-NOT transcription complex subunit 6-like (gene twin). Lineage: Eukaryota; Metazoa; Arthropoda; Insecta; Hymenoptera; Cephidae. Gene Ontology annotation, molecular function: poly(A)-specific ribonuclease activity; protein binding. The coding region runs from base 326 to 2023 and encodes 565 amino acids. Gene Ontology annotation, biological process: nuclear-transcribed mRNA poly(A) tail shortening. Gene Ontology annotation, cellular component: cytoplasm; nucleus; CCR4-NOT complex. The record is from RefSeq and is a predicted model, not a curated record. The transcript is spliced from 10 exons.